Molecule: messenger RNA, 3828 nt
Organism: Cottoperca gobio
Lineage: Eukaryota; Metazoa; Chordata; Actinopteri; Perciformes; Bovichtidae
Gene: stk36
Product: serine/threonine kinase 36 (fused homolog, Drosophila)
Exons: 20
Coding region: 217-3564 (1115 amino acids)
Biological process (GO): protein phosphorylation; smoothened signaling pathway
Cellular component (GO): cytoplasm
Molecular function (GO): protein kinase activity; ATP binding
Source: RefSeq, a predicted model, not a curated record
GCACUCAAAAGUAAACUGUGACGCUCGAAGUCAACGUUAGCAUCUACACCUGGCUGCUAGCUAGAACUUGUGACUUGAAAAGUUCAAAGUUUGGGAUAAAAGUAGGGUUUGCUUGUAGGGAAUGAAACAGCCACGCGCCUAUUGCCCUAACGGAUAAUUUACCGAUAUUCAGUUGCUGCCCAUUGUAACGUUAGCCUCCUGCCGUUCACCGUCGACAUGAACUCGUAUCAUGUUUUGGAGCUGGUUGGAGAGGGCUCAUUUGGUCGAGUUUACAAGGGAAGGAAAAUAUUUACUGGCCAGGUGGUGGCUCUGAAGUUUAUGCCUAAAGUGGGUCGUUCUGAAAAGGAGCUUCGGAGUCUCAAAAGAGAGAUUGAGAUCAUGAGGGGUCUUCAACAUCCGAAUAUUGUCCAACUCUUUGACAACUUUGAGACUGAAACUGAGGUUGUGGUUGUAACUGAGUAUGCGGAGGGUCAGUUGUUCCAGAUUCUUGAGGAUGAUGGGAAUUUACCAGAGAGCCAGGUCCGUGAGAUCGCCUGCCAGCUGGUCUCCGCUCUGUAUUAUUUACACUCCCAUCGCAUUCUUCAUCGUGACAUGAAACCACAAAAUAUUCUCUUGAACAAAAGUGGGGUGGUGAAACUGUGUGACUUUGGGUUUGCCAGGGCCAUGAGCGUCUCCACCUUGGUGCUGACUUCUAUCAAGGGGACGCCGCUGUACAUGUCUCCUGAGCUGGUGGAGGAGAAGCCAUAUGACCACACUGCUGAUCUCUGGUCUCUGGGCUGCAUCCUGUAUGAACUCCACACGGGGGCGCCUCCGUUCUACACAAACUCCAUCUUCCACCUGGUACAUCUUAUAAUGAGAGACCCAGUCAAAUGGCCAGACACUAUGAGCGACACCUGCACGAGUUUCCUGAAAGGUUUGUUAACCAAAGACCCUCAGAAGCGGUUGUCAUGGCCAGACCUCCUGCACCAUCCCUUUGUUGCUGAUGAUGUUUUAGUGCUGUCAGACACAGGUGUGUUCAGCCCUCUGACAGUCACACCCAGCCCAGACAUGCUGGCGCUGAAACUUCAGCAAGUGGCGGCAAAGACGGUACCGACUCCUGGAGGGAGCAGAUUAGUGCGAAAGGUCAGGGAACAGACGGACAACGGUAACAGAGGGAAAUCGCCAGGCAGUGACGGUGUAAAAAAAAAGAAGGAUGGAUUGGGGAAUGAAAGGGCUAACUCUGGGACGGCAGCAGCAUCCCCGAGAGCCAAACCGCCCAGUGAUGUCACUGUUAACUCGGAUCACUCGGUCACAACAGCUGCCAAUCAAAGCCUUAACCCAAAGAAUCAAGUCUGCGUGAGACCAAAGCACAGGGGUCAGAUCAGCAGGGACUAUGAACAGGAGUUCCCCUCUGUAGAGGUCGGGCCGGGACUAGUGCAGAGAUGCAAUGUGGACACACUGCACAUGCAGGAUGAUGACCGUGAGGAGUAUUGGGAGAAACUGGCCCACGAAUCAGAUCCAAGCAGGCAGCAGAGAGAAAUAUUAAACUACAGUGCCAUUAUUCCUCAACUUAAAUCCAAGAUCUUGACAUUUCAAGCUCAGCUAACAGGCGGCGUUGUUAAAGAAGAAUGGCGCAUGCACCUACCGCUGAGGGUCUUACGUAACCUGAUUGUGACCUCUGACCUGGAGAAGUCUUACCACAUCGGUCAGGAAGUUGGACUACCUCAUGUCCUCUUUGACCUAGUCCAUGAUGCUGUUGGAAACUCAAACUUCAUCAAGCAACCAUGGAGCGUGCCAGCACUUGGAGAAAUGAUUGUUGUGCUCAUGAUCUACCAGGAGAAGCAUUGUGACUGGGUGGACGAAGAGCAUAGACUGGAAGAGAUCACCAAGCCUUUCAUCACAAUUCUCAGUCAACCAAACCUCAUUCCUUUGGCACCUCUGGCCGCCUCUGUUUUGUCUCUGUUAAUACACCAUGAUGUUGAUGUCAGAGUUGAUAUGGACAGCCUAUCCUCCUUGCUGAAAAACCUGCUUUUGGACUCGUAUGAGCCCCAACUUUCUCUUCCUUCUGGAUGGGGGCUCUGUGAUGGCCUCAUGUCUUUACUCCUGCACACGCUCACUGAGCAUGCAAAUGGCUAUGGACCUUCAUGUUUAGAUCCAGUAAUGUUUCUGGAUCUAUGGAAAAAGAUUGGCACUUCACUGGCAAGGACACCAGACGCAGACUUCUGUUCGGCAAAUGGGCUGCAUUCCUUUCUGUCUACGGCGCUGUUUGUCUUCACCAAGGUUCCAUACUCGUGCAUUCCUCUGUUUUCUGAACGUGAAUCAAAAUGUGUACACACUCUUGGCCGGCUGCUGGGCACUGACUGUCUACAUUUGUUUGCUGAAGGCGAUCCUGGGAGACUUGAGGUGGAUCUGAGUCACGGCAGCCUGUCCGUGUUGAGCUGCCACUUGUUGUGCUUUCCGUUUGCCCUGGACACGCCUUCACACGCCAUGGCCACGAUUUUACAGUUGUAUGACAGUUGUGGUAUUGUUUCAAGCCUCCUGCAGGUAAUUCAAACUCUUCCUCCUCCGCUAUUAGAGCUGCCUCUCUCCCUGCUGAGCCGUUUGCUCCUCUGUGACCCCGAGCGCUCUGUUUCCCGCCUCGGAAAAGCGGCUUGUGGUUUUUUUGCGCCACCCAGAAACAGCCAGCUCGAUUCCUCCAAACAGCAGACGCCUCUGUACAGAACUGCCAGCUCUCUGCUCCAUGACUUGCUGCAGCUUGAUGUGCUGUGGGAUUCUGCUGUGGAACUCUUAACUCUGUUGUCCCAAGUGGCCCCUCGGCCCACUCGCCUUCAGCUUCACCUGGAAGCCUCAGCGCUGCACCAGGCGCUGGCUCACUCCUAUGACCAGAUCAGGGCUGCCACAUGCAGACUUUUGGGUAAUGUGGAUCCAUUCAGGCCUCCUGCACUGCACACCCUGCAACCUGACAUUUUCAAAAGCAUGAUAGACUGUCUUCAAGAUUCUUGCAUGCCUGUCCGGCGGAUGGCUUGCAAGGCAGUGGGGAACUGGUUGGGAUAUAUUGUGGCAGACUUUAAAAUAGGUAGGUCCAAUGGAAAGGACAGUGACACUACAGGGUGGGGCAAAGGGAUGGAACAAAAUAAACACAAGUUUUCACACAGUGAGGCAGCUGGAUAUUUGGGUACUAUAGUAGAACAGGGACUGGACGAUGAGGAGGGGCGCAGGUGGAUGGAGGAAGCCAGGAGUACGGCGGCCGUGUUGCCGUCUCUCAUCGCUGACCCCGAUGCCCUCACGCGUCGGCACUGUUGUGCAGCCCUGGGAAACCUGGUAAAGGUUGACGGCACCCUAUCCUUGUUGUUGGAGGAAAACAUGUCCAGCUUACUUCUGAGAGCCGCGUGCAUGGAUUCCCAAAAUGCAGUGAGAAAAGCUGCCAUAGCAACCCUGUGCCUGUACAGCGAGCAGGACGCAAUACGUCAGGUCCUGAGAUCCCUCGAUGCCAGUAAGAAACUUCUUCAGGCUUCACAACAUGCACCUCCACAAUGUGACUAUCAUCAGCUCAUCAGACGGCUGGAAGUGAGUCCAGUUCUCUAGGAAUGAUGGCAGAUUUAUAAGCCACGUGUACAUAAGUGAUCUCCUUCCUCACUUUACAAUACUUAUUCCUCCUGUCUUAAGCAGUGUCUUAGAGAAUUAAAGAAAGUAGUAAUAUCACAUUUAUUAUUUUUCUAAAGUGUGUCUUUUUUCUAAUUUAAAGAUUAAGUGGUGGAAAUAAAAAGUAACUUUCCUUUAAUGGAGAUCUUUGUUAGCAGAGCUGAAAUCGUGGCUGUGUGUUUUAAAUAAAACAAAAGUUUGUUUCUA